CACGCACACGCACACGCACUCUCUCUCACUCUCUCACUCUCUCUCGUAUAGUCUUUAUCGAAGAGGAGGGGGCCUCGGUUUAUCGACUCCUCUUCGGCUCUGGGGCAAGUGCACCGUCCGAGGAAAACAGCAAGCGUCCCCGAACUAAACAGAUACAUACACGAACGCUGUUAUUAACCUGAAGAGCGGUACAAGGCCCCCUCCCCCGAAACGUAUUGAUCUACAGCAGCGGAUUUGCGGACGGAGCGAUGGCGGACUCAGGCAGCACCGCAGCGGCAGCCGGAGCCGCAGGCUCGAAUGGGAGCGCCGCCGGGGCCGGAGGAGCGGUGCCGCCCGGAGGAGCGACUGGAGCCGCGGGAUCGAAACCCGGCCUGGAGUCCGUAAAAGGGCAGAAUUUCGACGUGGGCCCGCGCUACACCGACCUUCAGUACAUUGGGGAGGGGGCAUACGGAAUGGUUUGCUCCGCAUUCGACAAUGUGAAUAAGAUCCGAGUGGCCAUUAAGAAGAUCAGCCCGUUCGAGCACCAGACCUACUGCCAGCGCACCCUGAGGGAGAUUAAGAUCCUACUGCGGUUCCGACAUGAGAACAUCAUCGGUAUCAAUGACAUCCUGAGAGCACGCCACAUUGACUAUAUGCGGGACGUCUACAUCGUCCAGGACCUGAUGGAGACGGACUUGUACAAGCUGCUGAAGACCCAGCAGCUCAGCAACGACCACAUCUGCUACUUCUUGUACCAGAUCCUGCGUGGGCUGAAGUAUAUCCACUCUGCCAAUGUCCUCCACAGAGACCUGAAGCCCUCCAACCUGCUCAUCAACACCACUUGUGACCUCAAGAUCUGUGACUUUGGAUUGGCACGGAUAGCUGACCCAGAGCAUGACCACACUGGAUUCCUCACAGAGUAUGUGGCCACUCGCUGGUAUCGUGCACCUGAGAUCAUGCUCAAUUCCAAGGGCUACACAAAGUCCAUUGAUAUUUGGUCAGUGGGUUGCAUCCUGGCUGAGAUGUUGUCCAACAGGCCCAUUUUCCCAGGAAAGCACUAUUUGGACCAACUCAACCACAUACUAGGUAUCCUGGGCUCCCCCUCUCAGGAUGAUCUAAACUGUAUCAUCAACAUGAAGGCCAGGAACUACUUGCAGUCUCUGCCCCAAAAACCCAAAAUUCCCUGGAACAAGCUUUUCCCCAAGGCGGACAGUAAAGCUCUGGAUUUGUUGGACCGCAUGUUAACCUUCAAUCCCAUCAAACGUAUAACUGUGGAAGAAGCAUUGGCCCACCCUUACCUGGAGCAGUACUAUGACCCCACUGAUGAGCCAGUUGCUGAGGAGCCCUUCACCUUUAACAUGGAGCUAGAUGACCUUCCUAAAGAGAAGCUGAAGGAGCUCAUCUUUGAGGAGACGGCUCGAUUCCAGGCAAACUACCAAGGCUCCUGAGAGAAGAGAGCUCUCACAGAGAAUGACCAAGCCAUGCGAUGGCUAAGAACAAGAUAACUCCAAACAAGCUACAAAAGAUAUACGUACAUAUAUGGUAUCCAAAAAAGAAGAUAAAAAAAUAUACAUUGAAAACUUGAGCGUUUCUUUUCUUUCUCCAUCUCUCUUGCUGGGCGGCUGUGCGCUAGUUUGGGCGUGUAACUUGCUAUGUUAAUGCCAUCGAAUGGGGCUGUUACUCACUAUCUCACUCCUUGCUGCGCACAGCCUCUUCUCCUUCACCCCUGCUCGCCUCAUCUCUCUCUCUGUCUCUCUCUCUGUCUCUCUCUCUCUGUCUAUGUCUCUCACCCUUCUACUCUCCCCCACCUCUCCAUCACUUUAGUUUUCUCUUCCUACUGUAUUGCCCUUGAAUGGAGAGAGCAGAGAGGGAGAGGAAGAGUGAGCACAUGGUUAUUAUGGGCUCUAGCUGGGUGUGUGUACAUAUAUGGGGCGGUUUUUUUUGUUUAUUUUUUGUUUGUUUUGGGGUUUUUUUGCACUUGGAGUAUUGUAUGUCAGAGAUCUGUUUGUACACUGUAAUUUGAACAUUACGAUCAGUUACAAAAUGUGUUUUGUAUGUUGGGAGUAUAUUUGAGUGUGUUUCUAGGUUUUGUCUUUUUUUUUUUUUUUUCUUUUUUUUUUUAAAGACAAAAUACAUUACUUGUGAUGAGCUUGAUUACUUUUUGUUUUUGGCUUUCGUAAAGAGGUCUUGCUCAGACUAUGAUAUGUAUCUUUUUAGCCGGUGGGUUUAUUAUGGAAAUGGAGAACGAUCCAGGCCGGGUGAAGGGAAGAAAGAGCAAGAGAUACAGAAUAGUCUCCUGCUUUACUUACUGUACAAAAUAUCAGAUCUCCACCAUUAAGGUUUUGAGACGCUUUCUCGCCAGUGCUUUUGGAAAAUGAAGCCAUCAGUAUCAUCAAAACGUCAUAUUCACAUUCCUCUUGAUGCGCCCUCAUUCUUUCCUCCUCUCUCCCUCUUUUUGUUUAUUCCUUUCUCUUUCUCAAUCAGUUUUCACCCACUCCAUUUAUGCUUUGUGUCAUAUAUAAUUUCCUACAUAUCCCUGCGCGAGGAGGUUUUCUUUAUCCGUUGUGUUGCUCUUAACAAUGGUUGUCAUUGGUUACUAUGUCUGUGGCUACUGUUGCCAUGGUCUCCCCUCCUCCUGUUUUUUUGGUAACAAAACAUCAGCAGAUUGUGAGGUGUAAUCUUUCAAAUACUGCUCCUCUGAUGCUUUCAUGCAACAUAUCUGUCCCUUCUUCUGCAUCAUUCCUUCUUUUUCCUCUUUCUCCUCGCUCUGUGGGUUGAGGUAACAUAGCCAAGCGAACGUUUUCAGAGCCAUAGCACACGGUCAUUCCCCAUUCUCCUUUUGUGAUGUCAGACUUUUCGAAAGGGCUUUUCCACAGGGCUUGCUGACCUCAUGCCUCUCGUCUGUGAUUGGUUGACCUUGUGUUUAUUGUAGUCUGUGAUUGGCUGACUUUUGCAUGUGCCAUUUCACAGUUGUUACUGCUAUUUGCCCUGUGUUUAUGGAACUGUUAUUAGCGCGCACAUAUAUAUAUAUAUAUAUAUAUAUAUAUUAUAUAUAUACACACACACUGUGCAGCAAAAAAUGCACUGUCCUUACCCAUUUAAACAGACGCUUUUGGCUAGUUGUGGAUGAGGAAAGCUCGCUCUCGGUGGGAGGAAUGGAGGAAUUUUAAGUCGCACAGGGUGUAUUUGUUUUGCUUAAAGGCCAGGCUUAUCUUAAUUUCCACCAUUGACCAAGCCUUUCUGAAUGGUGCUUUGAAUUUACACACUUGAAAUGCUUUAGUCAGUUGCACAUAAAUAAAGUGGUCCAUCAGCACAAUUGCUGUUUUUAUUCAUUAUAUGGAGUAGGGAUGCAUGAUGAUAUCGGAAUCAUCAUGCUAUCAGAUAAUGGCUAAUUGCUAAAUUGCUUUAAAGAAAGUGGACAAAUAUUUGGAAUUGACUGAUUAUUUCAAACCGAUAUUUGAUGAAGUGUUUUUUGGACCCAAUGUUUUGGAAAUGCUCAGCUACUUUGCUAAAAUUCAGAAGAUGCGUACAUUUAAAAAAUUGGAUAUCGGCUUUGACUAUUCUUAUAUCAUUGCAUCCCUAAUGAUGUAAUGUUGAUUUUGUUCAGUUGCAGCUGACUAACACAUUUGAAUCAUAUAAAUUUGAGGCAUUUUUCAGUGAAUGAAAUAAAACAAGCGCACCUUUCUUCAGAUUUCAUUAAGAUUUUGUGAUGUUGCUCAAUCUGUGCACCUGCACUUUGUGUCUCAUGACCAAACUUUUUUUUUUUUUUUUGUCUUUGUUUUUUUUGUGCAAUUUCCUGUCUUAUGAAACCAAGAGUUAAGGAAUGGAGAUGUAAAAACAACAAAAUUCAUUCCCUUCAUUUUGGUCCUUUAUUUUCAGUCCUGUUGUCUUUUUUCCUUUCCUCUGCUUUCUUCUCUUUCUCCUCACCUCCUGCACUCCUCUGCUUUGCUAGUGCGUUGUGUUACAGGAAGGCACAGAUGGCAGGGCUGCAUUGCGCCCGUGUCCGUGUCUGCAUGUCUGUCUGUUUCAGCCUCGAGCUGCUCUUCUCUGCUUGCCCUUGGGGGGGUGACACCACACCGCUCACUGACCUGAGGGAAAUCAUUUACCAAGGAAAAUGAUCUUUCUAUUAUGCUGUAUUGUUGCUAAUGUAAUGCUUAUUUACAAACGGGACCAUGGGGACUGUCUACAAUCGUACACGCACACAUCACACACAAACACUUGCAGAUAUCACUCACAUGAAAAACAGUAUAUGAUUUGAAAGGCCUACAAAUGAGGCAGAUUUCGUAAUUUUGUCCUUUUAAUGGCUGUUCUUAUAAUUAUUGCUGUUGUUAUAUUGGUGAGUUUUUUUGUUGUUUUCUUUUUUAAAGAACUGAAAAGGGAUUUAAAAUUCUUUUUUUUUAUUAGUAUGUUUUUAUUUUUUUCUCUUAUUUCUCUCUUUGGGUGUGAAAAUUAAUUGGCUGUGAUGUCACUUUUUCGGAAAUCUAUUUUUUUUCCCUUAAACUUAUAAGGACUUAUUUUAAAAGAUGAUUUAAAGAUAUGAGUAGAUAUGUCAAGAGAUAAGAACCAUGGAUGGUUAUAGUGUAUGUACAUGCUUAUGGGUAUUAUGAAUUAAACAAUUAACAAAGAAACAGAAUUAUAUACAUAUAUUAAAUAAACUUCCUGAUACUGUA
This is a messenger RNA of Pygocentrus nattereri (red-bellied piranha), 4649 nucleotides long. RefSeq names its product mitogen-activated protein kinase 3 (gene mapk3). Gene Ontology annotation, molecular function: MAP kinase activity; ATP binding. The transcript has 9 exons. Lineage: Eukaryota; Metazoa; Chordata; Actinopteri; Characiformes; Serrasalmidae. The record is from RefSeq and is a predicted model, not a curated record. Gene Ontology annotation, cellular component: nucleus; cytoplasm. Bases 249 to 1427 code for a protein of 392 amino acids. Gene Ontology annotation, biological process: intracellular signal transduction; protein phosphorylation.